Molecule: messenger RNA, 534 nt
Organism: Coffea arabica (coffee)
Lineage: Eukaryota; Viridiplantae; Streptophyta; Magnoliopsida; Gentianales; Rubiaceae
Source: RefSeq, a predicted model, not a curated record
AUGGAUUUCUUAGAGGUCUACCAAUGCGGCUCAGGGCAGGGGAUUAACACAGCCAAGAGUUUCAUCAUUCCUUCGGCUCGAUGUUUCGCAGCGCAGAAACAUUUAAUAAGAUUAACGGGCUUCCGUCAGCAACAGCUUCCGUUCACGUACCUUGGUUGUUGUCUUUACAAAGGUAGGGCAAAAAAGGAGUACUACCAACCCUUGAUUAGCAGAAUGCAGCGCAAGUUUGCGGGUUGGAAGAACAGGAUGCUUUCUGCUGGGGGCCGCUUAAUCUUGAUCAAACACGUUCUGCCCGCAAUACCUCAAUACACUUUCGCAGUUCAGGAGCCCCCAAAAACCGUCCUAUACCAAAUUAGACAGAUUAUGGCCCGAUUGUUUUGGGGGGAAGUAGAGAAGCGUGAGAAACGACACUGGAGAAACUGGAAUGCACUUUGUCAUCCCACUUUACAAAAUGGCCUAGGGCUUCAGAGGCUUGAAGAUGUUCUAUAUGCUUUUGGGUGCAAGCUGUGGUGGAGACAGCGCAUGAGCAUGUGA